Messenger RNA from Polistes dominula (European paper wasp), 2055 nucleotides. RefSeq names its product vanin-like protein 1. The record is from RefSeq and is a predicted model, not a curated record. NCBI's taxonomy places the organism in Eukaryota, Metazoa, Arthropoda, Insecta, Hymenoptera, Vespidae. Gene Ontology annotation, molecular function: hydrolase activity, acting on carbon-nitrogen (but not peptide) bonds, in linear amides.
CCUAUACAAUAAUAAUGUCUAAACCAAGCUCACCUUAGUUCUCACAGUCAGUUACGUUUAGAACGUGAAUGGGUUAACUACUUGGUGUUUACAAUAUUUCCUCUUCAUUUCUGUGUCAAAGUGUAACAUCCUUUUUAAGAAAUAACCUAACACGAUAAAGAAUAACCAUGUCUAAUAAUCUGAAUUGGAGAUGGAUCUUAUUUUAUCUGCUUGUAGCAUAUGUGCAUUCAUCUAGUCAGAUAUCAACGCCAACUUCGAAGAGCUAUGUAGCUGCAGUGGUAGAAUUUGCACCAAGUAACGUAGCUAAUAACAGCAAACAAACUAUACAAUCCAAUGUAGCUAGGUAUGAAAAACUCAUACAGGAUGCUAGUGCACAGACUGCAGAUAUCAUUGUUUUUCCUGAAGAUGGUAUAACUACUUAUCAUCUUCCACAAAAGAGUGAAAUGGAUUCAGUAUCAACGGUGAUACCUUCAGCUAGAUUUACACCUUGUACUCAACAUUUGGAUGGCAUGACUGAGGAAUUGAAAAGAUUAUCAUGCGCAGCUAUGAAAAAUCAAAUUUACGUUGUCAUUAAUAUAGCUGAAAGAGUACCCUGUUAUGAUAAUGAAUGUCCAAAAGGUGAAUCAUUAUAUUAUAACAGCAACGUUGUUUUCGAUCGCAAUGGUACAAUAAUUGCAAAAUAUCGCAAACAAAAUCUUUUUGUGGAACCUCAAUUUAGUACACCUAAGCAUCCAGAAAUUGUGACUUUUGAUACUGAUUUUGGUGUUACUUUUGGAACAUUCAUUUGUUUCGAUAUUUUAUUCGCAGUACCUGCUUUAAAUUUAACAAGAGAUCUUGGAGUUACCGAUAUUGUUUAUACAACUGCAUGGUUUUCUGAAACUCCAUUCUUAACUGCUAUUCAAACGCAAUUUGGUUGGGCAUUCGCAGAAAAUGUAAAUUUCUUGGCAGCUGGUUACAAUAAUCCUUUAGAGGGUAAUACAGGCAGUGGCAUUUACUAUGGAAGUAAUCAUACAAGUAAGGUGAGGAUAUCACAUGAUCAAACUACCGAAUUAAUAAUUGAUAGAGUUCCUAAAAAAGUUCCUAAGAAUCUAAAAACAACGAAGAAUCAAGAAACUAAACAUUCAGAAACACACGUUCACGUUCACGAUGAAUUAAGGAGAAAACGUCAAACAACGAAUGUGAACAAUUUGAAAUUGUUACGUGAUAAUGUUACUUUAUACAAGACAGAAAUAUUGAACGGCAAUAUUUCCUUAAAAACCUUAUGUCACGAUGGUCAUUGUUGCAAUUUUACAGUUAAUGUAAACAAAAUUGAUACUAAAGUAAAAUAUCGAUUGGUCGUAUUUAAUGGAAUUCGUAAUUAUGCUAACGUACGUUUGGUUGGUACACGUGUUUGUUCAAUAAUACAAUGUUCUAAUGAUACUCUCGAAUCUUGUGGAUCUACUCUAGACUCUCAAACAAUUUUCCAAGAAAUCAACAUAUCAGGAAAAUUCGACCAAUCGAUAAAUUCAUUGAUCAUGCCUAAUACUUUGAGAACUGAUUUAUUACCGAUUAUGGAUUUUUCGUAUGAAGCACACUCACACGAUGAUCACAAACAUGUAUCAAUCACAAAUUCGAACAAAGCGAUAACAAAUCUUGUAACAUUUGGCGUUUAUUGUAGAGACUAUGACAGAGAUAUAAAAAGUGCUGCUGUUUCUAACAAUAUCGCAUAUUCGUUUUCAAUCUUAAUGGCAUUCUUAUUAUUACGUUUCUGGUAACAACUGUUUUCCAUUAACUGUCUUCCUAAAGUUUUCAUAUAAAUGUGCAUAUAUAUAUAUACAUAAAUAAUUUUUUCUAUUUUAUCUUUAAUUAAAUAUUGUACAUGUUUAUAUUUUAACCAGUUAACUGUAUAUUACAAAAUAUUUCAUCAAACACGAACAAUUACUUGCAAUGGGCUUGACAUUUUUCAUCAUGAAAUUAUGAUAGUACUUAAAAAGACUUCCCUCAUUGUGAAACGAAUUGAACAAAAGAUUAUUCAAAAGUUAACAGGUUAAAUAAUUGAUAUUAUUGUUAUAUAUA